CUCUUCACUCUCUUUGCUAUAUAAACUCCCCCGCCACUUCCUUCUUCUUCAUCUCUUCAUUCUUCAUUUCUCCUCAUCACCUUUUCCAAUUCCUCUCUUCAACUCACAUAUUUUCCACUUCUAAAUAUUCAUUAUAAUCUUUUAAUUCAUUCUUCAGUUUGCUGCUUUUGAUUUCUCCAAAAUGGCUGCCGUUGCCUCAUUUCCUCAGAUUAACGAUAUCGACUCCAUGAGCUUCAAUAAUGUUGAUAAGCUUACUUAUGAGAUCUUCUCUAUUUUGGAAAACAACUUUCUAUUUGGUUGCGAUGAUUCAAAUCAGAAGCUACAUGUCGUUGCUCAGCCUUCGCUGGCUGCAAAUGCCUUCAAAUCGGGGAAGCAUAACUCGGGGAAGGUCAGGAUUUUGAGUAUUGAUGGUGGAGGCUCUACCGAUGGAAUCCUUGCUGCUAAGUCACUUACCUAUCUUGAGGAUUUUCUCCGUCGGAAGUCGGGAAAGCCUGAUGCGCGCAUUGCAGAUUAUUUUGAUGUGGUUGCUGGUUCUGGAGCGGGAGGCAUUCUCGCGGCCUUGCUGUUUACUAAGGGGAAAGACGGUUAUCCUCUGUUUACGGCGGAUGGAGCUUUGAAUUUUCUGAUUAAGAACCGUCGGGAGAUUUUCCGGUCAUCGGAUGGAGGAAUCUUUCGACGAGUGUUCCGCCCGGCGAAAGUGGAGAAGUUGUUUCGGAAGACGUUUGGAGAGUGCACGUUGAAGGACACGUUGAAAUCGGUUUUGAUUCCGUGCUACGAUCUCUCCACACGAGCGCCAUUCCUGUUUUCUCGUGCCGACGCUCACGAAAUGGACGGUUACGAUUUCAAGAUUCGCGACAUUUGUAUUGCGACGUCUGCAGAACCGACAGUUUCCGGAGCUGUCCAAAUGUCAUCCGUCGACAAGCGAACGAAAAUCGCCGCCGUCGACGGCGGCAUAGCGAUGAACAACCCGACGGCCGCCGCAAUCACUCACGUGUUGAACAAUAAACAAGAAUUUCCGUUUUGCAACUCCGUCGAAGAUCUCCUCGUAGUAUCUCUCGGAAACGGAGAGUCAGAUUUCAGCGCCGUAAACCUAACUUCAUCUCCUGCCUCAUUCACAAGGAUCGCCGGAGAGGGAGCUUCCGACGUGGUUGAUCAAGCUGUUUCUAUGGCAUUUGGUCCGCACAGGACAACCAAUUAUAUCCGUAUUCAGGGAAACGGGAUUGUAGGGGGUUUGGAGAAGGGCAAAAGAGGGCAAAAGAUGAAGAGGAUAAACAUAUUGGAGAAGGCAGACGAAAUGCUAACACAGAAGAACAUAGAAGCUGUUCUAUUCAAAGGAAAGAAGAUGAUUGAGAACACGAAUUUAGAGAAACUUGAGGUUUUUGCUGGAGAAGUAAUCAAAGAAGAAGAGAGAAGAAAAAGUAGCAUCCUCCCAACUGUAUUAUUGAAACAAACUGCAUUUCCAUCUCCAAGAACAUCCUCUGCUUCAGCCACAACACUCUCCACAAUUUCCUCAUGCUAAUCAUUAUUAUUUCAAUCAAGCCCAAAAACACUCCGAAUUUGGAGGUUAGUUUAGUUCCUAUAUAUAUAUAUAUAUAUAUAUAUAUAUAUAUAUAUAUAAAUCAAUUAAGAACCCAAAAACAAAACCAAAAAUCAAAAAAAGACGAUCAAUUUGUGUAUUAUGUAUGCUGCUGCCGCUCGCGAUUAAAUGGUAACGUCCGAGUCUGAGCUGAGCUGCUUUUUUCUUAAUUUCUUUUAUUGAAUCCUUAUGGGGUGUGGUUGUUGAUCAAUUACUAUUAGACAUUUGCAAACAAAUAUGAGGGCUUUCCAAGUGCCCCAUUGUAUAGUUUAAAAGAUGAUCAGAUGAUAAGAAAAACUGAGAGAUUUUUUUUAUUUGAUUUUUUCAUUUUUUUUUUUCUAUGGGAAGAAGAGUGUGUGCUUUUCUUGGAGUAGAGAGAGAGAGAGAGAGAGAGAGAGAGAGAGAGAGAGAGAGAGAGAGAGAGAGAGAGAGAGAGGUUUGAGUUUUGUGUAAUUUUACAUAUAAUAUAAUAUCCCAUUGGUAAAAUAGGGUAUUAUUUAACCUUUUGUUCAUGUAUUUGUAUUCUCCAAGUGUGUGAUGAUUUGUAAUCACUAGUGGACAAAGGACAUGGGGUCCUUUGAGAAAAAAACAAGGCCCAAAAUUGUAAUAGAUGAUAUUGUUUAUUUAAUGUGACAUUAUUAAUUGCUCUUU
Messenger RNA from Cucumis melo (muskmelon), 2227 nucleotides. RefSeq names its product patatin-like protein 3. The transcript is spliced from 3 exons. The coding region runs from base 182 to 1519 and encodes 445 amino acids. Gene Ontology annotation, biological process: lipid metabolic process. Lineage: Eukaryota; Viridiplantae; Streptophyta; Magnoliopsida; Cucurbitales; Cucurbitaceae. The record is from RefSeq and is a predicted model, not a curated record.